Messenger RNA from Caenorhabditis briggsae, 1869 nucleotides. The record is from RefSeq and is a predicted model, not a curated record. The transcript has 7 exons. Gene Ontology annotation, biological process: mRNA processing. Bases 1 to 1869 code for a protein of 622 amino acids. Lineage: Eukaryota; Metazoa; Nematoda; Chromadorea; Rhabditida; Rhabditidae. Gene Ontology annotation, molecular function: mRNA binding. Gene Ontology annotation, cellular component: exon-exon junction complex.
AUGGCCGCCGAAUCGGCAACGACUGAAACUGUGAAUAAGAAUGGAACGACUGGCGACGAGUCGACGGUCGAAAUUAAAGGAAAUGGAGAAACGACCUCUCCACCCCAAACAAACACCGCCAAAGCGUCUCCAGAAGAGGAAGAGGAGGAUCUAACACCGGCCAAGAAGCGAACUGGUGGAUCGGAGGAUGAGAAAACGGAAAGUCGAGACGCUCCAGAUGACGAUGAAUCAGAAAACGAGGACGAUGAGGAGGAUCGAAAAUCGAAUUUGGACGACGAUCAAAAUGUGGAAAAUCCGGCGUAUAUUCCAAAAACUGGGCGAUUUUAUAUGCAUGAUGAUGGUCGGAGAGUUGAUGUGAAUUCGCAGGAUGAUGGCGAUGAUCGUCGAAAUUCGAAAAAGUCCCGAGCCGACGGUGACUGGAAACACGAUCGUUUCGAUGAGAAAUUCCAGCGACCCAAGACCAAAAAACAAAUUGUGACAAAGUAUGGAUUCGAUAUUCGAAUUAAGGAAGGCGAGACUCCAGAUGACAAAGAGACGACAGCUCCAGAAUCCACAGAAGACGAUUCAUCAGAUGCACGUCAUCUGAAACAGAAGCCGCGGCGAGUAACGUCUUCUGCAAACCGAGGGUCUUCUUCUGGAGGAGCACGUGGCGGUGGAUCGAGGGGUACUGUAGGACGACGUCCGAUGAAACAGAGGGAGCGAGAGGAUACUGUAGAUGAGUCGGAAGGCAAAGGAGAUGAGGAAGAAGAAGCGCGGCCAGCACAGAAGAGGAAUGUAAAGCAAGCGGAGAAACCGAGGAAGACGAAACCCGCUCCACCACAAUCCAGCGAAGACAACGAAGAAGAAGAAGAAGACGAUGAGGAUCAAGGUGUUCGUCGUGGUCAACGUCGUGCCGUUCCUCUGCGACGUGGCACUUCUGGAGCGUCACGUCUUCGUGGUCGAAUGAAUCAAGGACCACCACGUCGCCAUUCUGGGUCCCAAAUGACGUCUUCUAGACAAUCUCCACGUGGAAAUGAUAGAUUCUCGCCGCGAGGAGAGUCGCGUGGUGGAGGAUCUCGCUACAGUAAUCCUGCUGAUCGGAAUGACGAUAGAUUUGAGAAUCAUCGAAGAGGAGUGAUUCGUGGAGCAUCUAGAGGAACUUCUGGUGGGAUGACACGUGGAUUCUCUGGGCGAGGAGGGUCAGCAAUAAGGGGCGGAGUCAGAGGAUCCACAGCCCCGAGAUAUGGUUCUGGUGUUAGACGGACGGAUACAUCGGAACAGAGUGAAGGAUAUCAUAGAGGAGCUGGAUCUGGCACCGACUACUCCUCGCCCCGCCCACAUUCUGGACAGAAUCAGCGUCCACCACAACAACGUCAGCAACCCCAACAACCCCAAUCUCCGCCCACUCGUCCCAAUAAUUAUUCCCAAAAUAAUUCGUAUCGAGGAUCCUCCGCCCCAGUUCAUCAUCCCCAUCCAUCAGCCAAUGUCUAUCCAUCGACACGUGGCAAUUACUCUGGAAAUCACAAUUCUGGAGGUCAUGGACCCGUGGAAUUUGUGCCACGAGGCGGACAUCAUGGGGGACAUCAUGGUGGCGGAUACCAUGGACCACCGCAGGGACACCAUGGAAAUAACCAUCAACAACAACAGAAGCGAUUUGUUCAAGGACCACCCAUGGUGGCUGUGGGUGUGGUCCCGCCGCCUCAAAUGACACGUGGCACUACUUCUGGUCAUGGUGGACAACAGAAUAACAGUCAAGGAGGUGGACAGAGGAUUCGACAGCCCACUGAUGUUGUUUAUUUUGAUCCACAGCAACAGCAGGCCCGUCAACUUCCACCCCGGUCCAAGAAGGUCAUCCCAAUUGUGGACCCAAACAAGGCGGAUCAGAAAUAA